Talaromyces stipitatus ATCC 10500 is the source of this 2268-nucleotide messenger RNA. Its product is annotated as alpha-N-acetylglucosaminidase, putative. Bases 1 to 2268 code for a protein of 755 amino acids. Lineage: Eukaryota; Fungi; Ascomycota; Eurotiomycetes; Eurotiales; Trichocomaceae. The record is from RefSeq and is a predicted model, not a curated record. The transcript has 3 exons.
AUGCAGAUCUUUUAUUUCUUGUCCAGUUUCCUGGCAAUCUCCAGCACGGUGGUAGCUUCUUGCACACAGCCGUCGGCGUCAGGUAUUGAAGCGCUCCUGCAACGACGUCUCCCACAACAUGCGGACAAGUUUGAGUUUGGUAUUGUGAAUGCGACUUCUCUGGGGGAGAAUGAUGUGUAUGUUGUUUUGAGUGCGGAGAAUGGGAGUAUUAGGAUUGAGGGUAGUUCGUUGAGUGCGUUGGCUACGGGAUUGCAUCGAUAUCUUUCUGAUGUUGCGCAUGUCGAUAUCUAUUGGUUCAUAGGUAGUCGACUGGAUCAGAUUGAUGGACAAUUUCCAAAGCUUAACGAGCCUUUGACGGGGUCUAGCGUUGUGCCGUAUCGGUAUCACUUCAACACUGUAACAACAUCCUACACCAGCGCAUUCUGGUCCUGGGAAGACUGGGAACUCCAACUAGACUGGAUGGCUCUCCGGGGCAUCAAUCUCCCCCUCGCCUGGAUUGGAAUCGAAAGGAUUUUUAUCGAGGUAUUCCAAGACCUCGGAUUAACCGACACCGAAAUCGCAGAUUUCCUUAGUGGACCUGCUUUUCUUGCAUGGAACCAUUUCGGGAAUAUUCAGGGGUCAUGGAGCGGAUCUUUACCUUAUGACUGGGUUGAUAGUCAGUUUGAUCUGCAGAAGAAGAUUGUUAAACGGAUGACGGAGUUGGGUAUGACGCCUAUAUUGCCUGCGUUUCCGGGGUUUGUGCCUAGAGCUAUUACACGUGUGUUGCCUGAUGCGGAUGUUAUCAAUGGUUCUGCGUGGGAGGCGUUCCCGACCAUGUAUACUAAUGAUACGUUCAUGGAACCUACUGAUCCUCAUUUUACGGAAAUCCAGAAAAGUUUUAUCGCCAAACAGAUUGAGGCGUAUGGGAAUGUGACUACAUUCUAUACCUUGGAUCAAUUCAACGAAAACAAUCCUUCGUCUGGGGAUCUCAGUUACUUGCGCAACGUCAGCCAGGGAACUUGGAAAACACUCAAAGCCGCCGACUCCAAUGCUGUGUGGGUGAUGCAAGGAUGGCUGUUUACGAGUAACUCUGCAUUCUGGACCAACGAUCGCAUUGAAGCGUAUCUUGGCGGUGUGGCUGUUGAUUCGGAUUUGCUAAUCCUAGAUCUUGCGUCCGAGUCGUCGCCGCAGUGGCAGCGCACGAAUUCCUAUUACGGCAAGCCGUGGAUAUGGUGCGAGAUCCAUGAUUACGGUGGUAAUAUGGGGUUUUACGGCCAAGUUAUGAAUAUCACCAACAACCCUAUUGCUGCGCUGCACAAUUCUAGUUCGCUCGUUGGAUUCGGUCUGUCCAUGGAGGGACAGGAGGGAAAUGAGAUUGUCUAUGAUCUUCUGCUCGAUCAGGCUUGGAACGCUGCGCCUAUCGAUACGGAGAGUUAUUUCCAUGAUUGGGUUACCGCGAGAUAUGCAGGCAGCAGAUCGAUCCCGUCCUCAGUUUAUAGUGCAUGGGACAUUCUACGAACCACGGUGUACAACAACACCAAUCUUGCAGCAAAUGCAGUCCCCAAGGCGAUCUUCGAAUUGAUCCCUAGCACAACCGGCCUAUUGAAUAGAACAGGUCAUCAUCCAACCAAACUAAACUACAACACGGCCGAUAUGGUGCAGGCAUGGAAUUUAUUCUAUACCUCCGCUUUCAAGGAGCCAUCACUCUGGCUGAAUCCAGCCUUUGAAUUCGAUCUGGUCGACAUGUCUCGGCAGGUUUUGGCAAAUGCGUUCAUCCCUGUUUAUGAGAAUCUAAUCUCUACUUACAACACAAGCAAUCCAUCUUCAACAAAAUUACAAACCAUCGGAGCAGAAUUGAUCGGUAUCCUACAAGCCCUGGACACCGUCCUGGCCACAAACAAGAACUUCAAACUCUCCACCUGGCUCUCUGCCGCUCGCGCAUCUGCAGGAUCACAGCACAAUAUUGAAGAUUUCCUGGAAUACAACGCUCGUAACCAAAUCACCCUAUGGGGUCCAACGGGGCAAAUCAGUGAUUACGCAUCCAAGUCCUGGGCUGGAUUGGUGUCGUCGUACUACAUCCCGCGCUGGAAGAUGUUUGUUGAGUAUCUGAUUGAUACGCCGGUGGCAAAGUAUAAUCAGUCAGCGUUUAAUAGGGGAUUGUUGAUAUGGGAGUUGCAGUGGCAGAAUGAGACUAUUGCGGCGGCUGUGGGGGAGGAGAAGGUUGGGGGAAGUGUUGAGUCGGUGUUGGAGGGUGUGGUUGGGCAGUGGAAGGAUGUUUUUUCUUCUUGA